UCCAACAUUAAAAAAUAGAUUUGCUUGUGGUAUAUUUCUCACAAACCGCUACCACUCUAAUGAAUUAGUACUUCUUCCUUUAUAAUUGAGUUGUAUUGUUACAGUUUGUAAAUCAAAAUCAUUGGCUGGAUUUUAUAAAAGUUCCAAAUUAGUUCGAGAGUAAGCAACGACUUCAUUUAGUUUCCUGCUACGUCCGCCUCACACGUGCUCCUUUGAACAAGAUUGCAGACAGUUCAGAAUUAUGGCUGGGAUCUCUGCUGUGGAUGAUAACAACCACGUUGAAAAAGAAUCACAAACUUCAACAAAAACUGAAAGUGAACAAGCUGGUGAUGCGAAUAAUGUAGUUGUGAAUGGAUGUCACGAUGACAAAGAAGCAACGCAGAACUCUGAGGAAUGUAAAACAGCUAAAGAUACUGAAGAGAAAAUGUCCAGUGAAAAGAAUCUGUCCGAAAAAGAUUCUGUUCCUGCAACGAAUGAAAAUGAAAAGAACAAUGAACAAGAAAUUGUCUUGAUUCAGGAUACAGGUUUUACUGUGAAAAUUGUAUGUCCAGGAACAGAACCAUUUGAUCUCACUGUAAGUUGUAUGGAACUUGUUCAAGAGAUCCACCAAGUUUUGAUGGAUCGGGAAGAUACUUGCCAUAAGACCUGUUUCUCUCUACAAUGUGAUGGAGUUACAUUGGAUAAUUUUGCAGAACUGAAAACCAUUGAAAAUUUGAAGGACAAUUCUGUUAUUAAAGUUGUUGAAGAGCCUUACACUGUCCGGGAAGCCCGAAUUCAUGUACGACAUGUAAGGGAUUUAUUGAAAUCGGUUGACCAAAAUGAUGCCUAUAUUGGAAUUGAUUGUAAUUCUUUGACUUGUCUCAAUGCUGUAUUUUCAGAUACACAUGAUCGUAAAAACCGUUCUAGAUUGGAGUCUACAGAUUGUUCCCCACCUGAAUUUAUUUUACCAAAUUCUAAAGAACCACCUUUACUUUACUUGCAUCCUUCAAUUAAAGAACAAAAGGGCCCACAGUGCUUAAAAGUGAUGACAUACAGUGGCUGGAAUCCACCUCCUGGUAACCGAAGAAUGCAUGGUGAUCUCCUCUACUUAUAUAUAGUCACACUGGAAGAUAAAAGGUUUCAUGUCACAGCUUCUACACGAGGUUUCUAUUUAAACCAAUGUACAGAAGAUGAAUUCAAUCCUAAAGUUGCCGCUCAAAAGCACUUAUCACAUUCUCUUAUUGAACUCCUGAAUCAAAUUAGUCCUUCUUUCAAAAGAAAUUUUGCAAUUUUACUCAAGAAACGAGCUCAAAAGCAUCCGUUUGAAAGAGUGCCUACACCAUAUCAAGUGUACAGUUGGGUUUCUCCCCAAAUGGAUCAUACCAUUGAUUACAUUCGAGCUGAAGAUGCAUUUUCAACACGGUUGGGAUAUGAAGAACAUAUACCUGGCCAGACUCGUGAUUGGAAUGAAGAGAUUCAGACAACCAGAGAAUUAUCAAGAAAGACUUUACCUGACAGACUUAUUCGUGAAAGAGCUAUAUUUAAGGUAAACAGUGAUUUUGUAUCAGCUGCAACCCGAGGUGCUAUGGCUGUGAUUGAUGGGAAUGUUAUGGCCAUUAAUCCAGGAGAGGAUGCAAAGAUGCAAAUGUUUAUUUGGAACAAUAUUUUCUUCUCUCUUGGAUUUGAUGUCCGUGAUCAUUACAAAGAUUUUGGUGGAGAUGCUGCUGCUUACGCUGCACCUGGAAAUGACCUUCAAGGAGUAAAAGCUUAUUUUGGAAUUGACCCUGAAGGUCUGUAUAUGCUUGGAACUAUUGUUGUAGAUUACCGUGGCUAUCGCAUAACAGGCCAGUCAAUUAUUCCAGGUAUUUUGGAAAGGGAUCAAGAACAGUCAGUUGUUUAUGGAUCAGUUGACUUUGGAAAAACUGUUGUUAGUAAUCCAAAGUAUGAAGAAUUGCUCAAGAAAACUGCCCUUGCUCUUAAAAUUCAACCUCACAAGGUUAUAAAUUCUAAAAAUGAAGAGAUUGAGCUGUAUUCCUCAGUUGAAUGUAAGGGUAUUAUUGGAAAUGAUCAACGACAUUAUGUUCUAGAUCUUCUGAGAACAUUUCCUCCUGAUGUUAAUUUUCUUCCAGUUGAUGAAAAUGAAUUGAGCAAAGAAUUAAGGUCAUAUGGUUUUCCUCGUCCACAUAAACAUAAAUUGGCCUGCUUACGCCAGGAAUUAACAGAAGCAUUUGUUGAAAACAGACACAUGAUAUUUGUGAGGAAUGCAGCAUUGGAAUUCAAAGCAAAAAGAGAAAAAACUGACAAACAGUCGGAAGAUAAGAAACAGGCAAAUUCUGUGAUAAAAACUGAUUCCUUAACUGAAGAAAGUGCAACAGAUGUAGUGAAAAAAAUUGUUGAAGCACUUAAUGGAAAUAAUGAAACAUUUGUUGAAAAUGGAAAAGAAAUUAUAAAGAAGGCUGCUAGCUCUGUUGGUUCAUUGUCUGAUUCAGAAUUUUCAAUUGCAUUUAACCCAGAUGUAUUUCAACCACAUGUAAAUCAUACAGAUGCUGAUGAUCAUCAAUUAGGAAAAGAAAAACAAUUAGUGAAAGAUGCUGCAGAAUUUCUUGUAUUGCACCAUAUUCCAUCUUUUGUAAAUGAUUGUCUGGACCACACUACAUCAAUUAUUGAUGGAACCUCUUUAACAGAUGCUAUGCAUCAUCGAGGAAUUAAUAUACGAUACCUGGGAUGUGUAGCUGAUACAAUUUCUAAAUAUCCUCAAAUAUCUUACCUGUAUACAAUUGCUGUUGCAGAAUUGGUAUGUUUGUCUGCAAAACACACUUUCAAGGCAUAUAUGCAAGGAGUUGCUCAGAUGCAUUUGUCAUCAUCUCUUAGCCAUUUUCUUAACUGUUUUCUCGGAUCCUUCCAGUCACCCAAUGCACAAGUAGCAAUUGAAGAUCUUCAAAAGAAUUCUAAAAAGAGGAAUAAAAGGAAAAACAAAAGUGGAAUUCUCUAUGUUCCAGAUAACACGGAAUGGUUAAAUGAGACUCCAAAAAGUUUGUGGAAGCGCAUUGUCAAUGACGUACACGAGUAUUAUCAUUUUACUUUAGAAAGUGACUCUGUGGAUUCACUUGUAGAAAAGUAUGGCAUACAAAAAAUAUCCUUGUUGCGGUCCAUUUGCAGGAAAUGUGGAAUUCAAAUUCUGUUAAAAGAUUAUAACUUUGACACUAAGAACAAACAAAGCUUUUUUGAGGAUGAUAUUGUAAAUGUAUUUCCUGUCAUUAAAUGUGUCCAUCCAAAGGCUAGUGAUGCUUAUCAUUUUUUCACAAGUGGUCAAAGUAAAAUUCAGCAAGGACUUUUAAGAGAAGGAUAUGAUUUAAUUAGUGAAGCACUAAACCUGUUAAAUAACGUCUAUGGUGCAAUGCAUCCAGACAUUGCUGCUUGCUUACGGUUACUUGCACGACUCAACUAUAUCAUGGGAGACUAUUCUGAGGCUCUUUCCUAUCAACAAAGGGCAGUUCUUAUGAGUGAAAGGGUAUUAGGCAUUGAUAAUGCUAAUACCAUCACAGAAUACAAACUUUAUCUUAUUUUACAGAGCAAUAUUGGUUUGAUUUUACAUGCUGCCGAAGAGUAUGAUCUAUCCUUACGGUUCUUAGAAAAAGCUUUAGAACUGAAUAUUAAAUUUUAUGGUGCAAAAAGUUUGAAAGUUGCAAUGGGUCACCAUUUAGUUGCUCGAACACGCUCUUGUAGAAGUGAUUUUAGAUCUGCUCUACAGAGUGAAAAAGAAGCCUAUGCGAUUUAUAAACAAGUUCUUGGGGAGGAACAUGAGAGAACCAAAGAAAGUUCUGAAUGUCUAAAACAUUUGACUCAACAAGCUGUAGUUUUUCAAAAGAAAAUGAAUGAAAUCUGCAAAGGAGAAAAAAGCAUAAAUUUUGCUCCUCUUCAGAUACAGACUCCAUCUAUUCAGAGUGUUCUUGACACUUUAAAUGUCAUUAAUGGUAUUGUGUUUGUGCAAAUAAGCCCUGAAGAUAUUGAACGCUUCCGGUUAGAAAUGUUGAAACGUUCUCAACUUGGAACAAAUGCUGAUUCUAGUGAAUUACUUAAAAAUGGUGUAGCAGAGGACUUAGAAUCAGGUAACGAAGUGAAAAAAGAAAAAUCUGAAGAUAUUACUGGACUUACAAAUGGAAAUCUAGAUUGUUCACAUUUGACAAAAGAAGUUCUGAUAACAGAAGGAUGAUACAACUUAAAAUAUUUCACAAUUAUUUAAUUGUUCUAAUCAACCCAUGAACUGAAAUCUAAAUCUUGUCUCUAAUUCAUGGUUUAAUUUAGUUUUUUAUUGAUUUUCUUUAGAUUUUGGAAUGUGUUAAAAAAAAACACCUGUUUAAUGUUAAGAAACAUUGAGAAAUUGAUUUCUAAUUAUGUUCAGAAAAUAUUAUUUAUUGAUGAAAGGGCAAGGAUUUUUUUAAAAAGCCAAUGAUUCCAAAGUGAAAUCGAAACUAUAUUUUCAAUUUUGUAUAUUUUGUGAAAAAGAAAAUUCAGUUUUUGUAUGUUAUUAAAUUUAUAUUAUUGCAUUUUUAAUUAUUUGAAUACCUGUUUGCAUGCAAAUAUUUUUUAAUGAGGAAUGUUUGUUAAAAUUAAUUGAUUAAUUGAUUUGGUUUAUCAUUGUAAGCAUAGGCAUGGCUGUGUGCUUAAGAACCCCAAACCAUGCAGUUUUGGGUUCAGUUCCACUGUGUGACACCUUUGGCUAGUGUCUCCUACUAUAACCUCAGGCCAGCCAAAGCUUUGGUAGAUGGAAACUGAGAGAAACCCUUCAUACAUAAGUGUGCAUGUAUGUUUGUGUUUCCUUGUCUUGACCUCAUGUUAUGGUUAUAAAUGAGCAUCACUAACAUUCAAGCAAUGUUGAUUGUUUCCGGUCUUCCAUGUCUGGCCAAAGGAAAUAUUACCUUAUUUGGAAAAAGGUAAUGGUUGGUGACAAGAAGUGCCAAUCCUCACCAAAAUCUGCUUCAAUGAAUUCUCUCUGACCUAUGCAAGCAUGGGAGAAAUGGACAUCCAAAUGAUAAUGAUGAUGAUGAUGACUGUCAUCAUUAUCAUCAUCAUCACAAUCAUUCUUACGUCUGUUUUUCUAUGCUUGCAUGAGUUGCACAAAUGGUUUCCAACACAGCAUCUUGCUAGUUGCUGUGUUCCUUUGUCAUCUCUUUUAGAGGUGCAGCUCUGAGAUUAGUUUUCACUACAUUUGCCCAGGUCUUCCUUUCUCUUCCUCUUCGAUAUUCCGGCACUUCUUUACCCAUAUUUUCCAUAUUCAUUAUGUACCUGUACCAACAUAUUCUUUGUUUUUAAUGCAACUAGUACCUCUUAUACUUAGUUUCUCUCAGCUCAUCUCUUACAAUGUUGUUCAUGAAACACUAACACUACACAUCUUUCAGACCAUGAGUGCUUUAUUUCUCUCAAAGCUUUACACAUCUUUUCUGAUCACUGCCCACACCUCACUACUCUGCAUCUUUACAUGUAGUACACAAGCAACUUACAAUCUACCUGUGAUUUAGAGGAGAGAGAAUCCCUUUAUUGCCAGCAGAAGUAAUAGCUCCCCAAGCACCUUCUACAGUCUAUUAGGUUGCCUAAGUAACAGAAGCAAUCAAUUUAUUUCUAUAGAAUCUUGCAAACAUUAGAAAGCAGUUAUUUUAGUUGUAUUACAGCUGAAAACUUGUUUUACAUCUUCCACAUACAGUGUUGUGAUUCCAAUACUCGGAAUUUUUGCAGUCAAUUCUCUGAUAGCAAUAAACCUGUCUUCUUUUCUACUUUCUAAAACUUUGACUUUUGCCAAGUUUGCUGUGAGGCCUUUUAAUUUUAGAUUUUGUUUUCACAUCUGAAAUUUCUUUCGCAAGUCUUUCACAGACCCUCUUCUAAGGUUUGUAGGAGUUUCCAUGGACAGCCUUAUUUUGAACACCUGUUUGUUUACUUGGGGAAUCCUAAUAAAUAGGAGUGAUAUAACUGGGCUUUGACAAACCCCUACUUGCACAUCAAAUUCUUCAUUGCCAACUCUCACUUUGCUGACUGUAUUGUUGUACAUGACUUGUACUGUUCCCAUUUAUGCUUAAUAUGUAGUUGUCUCACAAUGAAGAGAUCACUAGUACUAUGGCUCUGCACAAAUCCAAACUACAUCUCAUCAAAGCUGAUUCUCUUCCUAAUUAAUUGUGCCAAUGUUCUUUCCAUUACUUUCAUUACCUGCUAAUCAUAGUAAAGCCGUAAAGCCUCGGUAGUUGUUCUUUCUAAAGCAUCUCCUUUGCUCAUGGAGCUGUUGGUGAUUAUACUGCUACUACACCAGUCUCUGGAGGUAUGACAUGUCCUAGAAUUACCUGGUUUAUUAUGUGACCAGCUUGAGUGCUACUUCAGAUGUCACAACCAUUUCUUGUCUUCAUAUCUUUAAUGACUGACCAUUUAACCUUAUAACUGUCCACUUUGAUAACUGCUCCCUCUGUUGGCUAUAUUUCAGUGAGUUCCUCCUCCUCUCAAACAUUUUUCAACAUAUACUAGCCUCUCCUUAAAACAUUUUGAAUACACUUUUCAUUCUGUGUGAAUAUGAAGUUUGUUUCGUAGCCACAUGGUUCUCUGUGAACUGCAUAGCACCUUCAGUAAAAUGUCUGCCACUAUAGCCACAGGUUUAUCAUUGCCAUAUGACUGGAACUGGUAGACAGAAACUGUAAAGAAGCCCAUCAUGUGAAUAUGUGUGAAUGCUUGCAUUGUGUCUUUGUGUGAAGCUAUUUGAGUAAAAGUAGUUACAUUACGUUGGCAUUUCCUGUUAACAAAUCAUCGUAUAGCUCUUUGCUUUUGAAGAUAAACAGAGUGGGUGUGGAAGGGUGGAAAGACCCCUAUUUGGCAAACAGGGUUAGAGUUAAUAGUAGGAAAGGCAGUUGAGUCAAAAAUAUGUCUCAAUAAAUACUCAUCCAACUCAUGUUAGCAUGGAAAAAUGGAUAUAAAACAAAUAAACACUGUAUGUAUGUCUACAUAGGUGUGUUAAAUACAUUUUACACAUAUCAUUCAUACCCUGUAAUAUUUCAAAGCAAAAAAAAGGAAAGGAAGGAGGAUAAAUAGCUUAAGUGAAAGAAAAAUAAAUUUUAAGAAUUUAUCCUCAUUAAGAAAAAUCUUUGCAGGUGGACUGGUAUUCAAAAAGUAAAAAUCUAAUAACCUGCAGAAGAUUUUCUGGCAAAAAUAUCCAUCUGGCUCAUUUAUGUUUCUUAGUUGUUGUUGUUUUUUUAAUUAUGUAAAAAAUUAUUUGAUUGAACAAAAAUUAGUAUUUUAUUUAUUAUACAACAGUUUGUAUUUUGUUUUGAUUUAGGCAAUUAAAAUUAAAAUACUUGAACACAGAUUAGAAACAAGUAUUUUUACAAUGUUCUUCUUAAUUAUAACAUCUGUUAAAUUGAAGAGGUACUUAUUUGGAGGGAAAGGAAAGGGCUUACCAAAAUGCAUAAUGCAUUGUUUAUUAUUGUUUAUAACAUAAUUGGAACCCACUUCUUAGAAAUCAAUCAUCAUCAUCAUCAUCUUUACCAUUUCAAUCAGUGAAUCUCUUUUCCAUUGGUUGGAUGGUCUAUUUUUUGUACCAAGACAACAAUUGCAGUUGGAGAAGGUAAUUAUAUGUCUAGAUAUUCUUAACACCAACAACAUAAACUGAAUUGUGUUGUUUAUGGUUACCAAAUAAAAAUUAAUGCCUCAGAAGAGAACAAAUUUUACUGAGUUUCUUUCAUAUCUAUAAAUUAUAGUUGUACAUAGUGAGAUAUCUUCAAAAUACAAUAUUUUGAUUGAGAAUCUAACAGAAAAAAAGGUAAUUCAAUAAUGUGUGGUAAAAAAAAAAAAACCUACAAAGAACGGGUGCUUGAUUCCUUCACAGUUCAUUUGCUUGUAUGUCUACGUCUGACCAAUUUUGCAGUCCUUGGUUUAAGACCACACAUAAACAUACAUAAAUUAAUAUUGGGUGGGUUAUUUUACAAGAAACAUUUGUUGGUAGAUUAAAAUUAGUCGACCAAAAACAAGUUAAUUAAAGUCUUCACAAAAUUACAUUUGUUAACUUUGACAUUUAACUAUUAUUAAAAAGUUUGUUUUAUAUUUUGUUUUUCAUGGGACUUAGUUAUAGUUGUAAAACUUAGAUUCUUAGGCUUUAGAUGAAUUUGCUGUGUGAAUGCCACUAUUCCAAAAUUUAAAUCUUGAUUUAAAUUUUAUAGGAAUAAAUUAUCAUUGAAAUCUUGUUUUGAAAAAUUGUGUUUCAUGUAGUUUCUCACAUUAAACAUGUUCUGUUUCUUGUGAAGCAUAACUUCUCCUACCCUCUUUUUUUAAAAUUUAUUUUCCCCUCAUUUUGUUUUGUUAACUUUUGGCAGCAUUACAAAGUCCCAAAGUUGAUACCAUUAGUUUGUAUGGGACAGUAUUGAAACAGAUAUUUACAAAUCCAAAUCUAGCACCUCUCAGGUAACAGUUCUGAUUCUUAAAAGUAUUCAGGCUGAUAUUUUCAAUAUUUCAAAGCUAAAAGGAAAUUACAGAACAGUCUACUCCUUAUAUUAGUGCUGUAUUAAAAAGGAAUUGGUUUUUCUUAGUGUAUAAUUUGAUAUGUGUGAUACCAUUUGAAAAAAGUUAGCGUGAAGAUUGCAUGGGCAGUGAUCAGUAUAUAUAUAUGUUUGUUCCUUGAUUUACAUAUCUUGAAAAUUAUCAUGGCAUAUUUGAUUAAUGGUUAGUCCACAUUACUUCAUAAGGAGCAUAUGAUUAAUUUCCUGGUUUCUCUGGCAUAUAUAUAUUCCUCUCUGGACAGGAUGCUGGCCUGUUGCAGGAUUAUUUAUUUUUACCAGCCAAGUGCAUUGGAACCGUGUGAAACGGAGUGUUUUACUCAAAAAUACAACUCCUUGCCUAAUCCAGGAAUCGAAACCACAAUCUUACAAUCAUGAGUCCAAUAUCCUAACUAUGAAGCCAUGCACCUCCACCAUAUUUGAUUAAUACCAAUAUAAAAAAAAUUCCAUAUUCAAACAAUAGAAUUUUUAUGUUUUAGUUUAAGAAACCCGAAGUCAUAUUUAUCUCUAGUAACUUUGGAUUUAAGGGAUUAGUUGGAUAGUUUUGAUAUUUUGUGAAGGUUCAUCACGGCAGAUCUGUAAUGUAAAUGACGAAAUGCGAGUUUAUUCAGUUUUUGUAGCUUGAAUCUAGAUUUGAAAAAACUGCUUUUGCUGAUUUGUUUGGAUUUUUUUUUUUUCCUUCAAAUUUUGAGUUGUGAAAGAAUGUUAAUACCAAACAUUAUUCGAGGUAAUAAAAAAAAAACUUUGUGUUAUUGUUAUAGAUAUGUCUUUUGUUAUGUUGUUUCCAGCUGUUUAAAGCAAGAAAUUAAAAGCAAAACCAUUAUUAGUGUGGCAAUGUAUGGUAGGUCAUGAAAAAAAAAAAGAAUUUAUGUUCAUUACAAAAAUCAACAAUUUCUGGAUGUCUAAUCACUGAAAUAAAGCAAUAUAUUAUGAGUU
Messenger RNA from Octopus bimaculoides (California two-spot octopus), 9437 nucleotides. Its product is annotated as clustered mitochondria protein homolog. The record is from RefSeq and is a predicted model, not a curated record. Gene Ontology annotation, molecular function: mRNA binding; protein binding. Gene Ontology annotation, biological process: intracellular distribution of mitochondria; organelle organization. Lineage: Eukaryota; Metazoa; Mollusca; Cephalopoda; Octopoda; Octopodidae. Gene Ontology annotation, cellular component: cytoplasm.